CAUCCAGAGGAGGGACCGGAGGGAGGAGCAGCGUGGUGCCGUGACGUAGGAAAGGAAUGAGGGAGUGAAUGUUCCGGGUCACAAACUGGACGGGAGAGGAAAUUAACUCCGGGACGAGACGAGGGAAAGGGAAAAUAUAAAUAUAAAGAGAGGGGGGGAAGAAAAGAAAAAAAAACGUCGCAGAAUGCCACCCUGCGAAAGACUGAGAUGUAACCCGUGUUAUUUACGACCUAAAUAGGUGUUCUGAAAGCGACGAGAGCCGAGGAGGAAACCCACAGGUGCCAACUCCAAAAGUGGGACAAGCGACGGCGGAGAGUUUGUUCUCYUGACGAACAUUCAGCUCGGUGGCGGCUCCACGGGCGGAGUUUCCAUGCAUUUUUUUUUUCUUCUGAGUUUUGUUUCGCUUGUGUUUUGGCGGUGAACUGAGUCCAGGACCGUCCUGUGCGGCGAUCUGUUGCAUCCCCCUACCCCCCCCUUCCCGUUUUGUUUAUCGCAGAUUUAUUCUCCACCCCCCCGCUUCCUCUCCUCUCCAGCCGUGAUGUUUCACUGCAUACCCCUGUGGCGGUGCAACCGUCACGUCGAGACGGUCGAUAAACGCCACUGCUCCCUGCUYUAUGUUCCCGACGAGAUUUAUCGCUACUCGCGGAGUUUGGAGGAGCUGCUGCUGGAUGCCAACCAACUCCGAGACCUGCCCAAGCCAUUUUUUCAACUGGUGAAACUCAGAAAGCUUGGCCUAAGCGACAAUGAGAUCCAAAGACUUCCACCGGAAAUUGCCAACUUCAUGCAGCUGGUAGAGCUGGAUGUGUCUCGRAAUGAUAUUAUGGAAAUUCCAGAAACCAUUUCAGGCUGUAAAUCCCUCCAAGUGGUGGAUUUCAGUGGUAAUCCAAUAACGAGGUUACCYCAAAGCUUUCCAGAGCUUCGGAAUCUAACAUGCCUGACCAUCAACGAUAUUUCUUUGCAGGUUCUUCCAGAAAACUUUGGAAACCUUUCCAAUUUGGUGUCACUAGAACUCAGAGAAAAUCUGUUGACAUUCCUACCAGAGUCGCUAUCUCAGCUUCACAGACUCGAAGAACUUGACCUUGGUAAUAAUGAACUAUACAAUCUGCCUGAAUCAAUAGGUUGUCUGAUCAGCUUAAAGGAUUUGUGGCUGGAUGGAAACCACUUAAAAGAAAUACCUGCAGAGAUGGGCAAUAUUAGAAGCCUGUUGUGUCUGGAUGUAUCAGAAAAUGUCCUGGAGUAUCUUCCAGAGGAGCUGGGUGGCCUGGUGUCACUCACAGACCUGCUAGUCUCUCAGAAUGUCAUUGAAGUUCUUCCAGAAAGCAUAGGAAAACUACAAAAACUUUCUAUUCUAAAAGCUGACCAGAAUAGAAUAACAUAUCUCCCAGAAAGCAUUGGCAACUGUGAAAGUCUUACAGAACUUGUGCUCACAGAAAACCAACUACAGACCUUGCCUAGAAGUAUUGGGAAGUUAAAGCGACUGUCGAACCUAAACUGUGACAGAAACCAGCUAACAGUUUUACCUAAAGAGAUCGGAGGCUGCAGUGGUCUAAAUGUCUUCUGCGUCCGAGAAAACCGACUGAUGAAGAUACCGUCAGAGCUGUCCCAAGCUACAGAGCUUCAUGUCUUUGACGUUUCUGGAAACCGCCUCUCCUACUUGCCCUUCUCGCUGACCACCCUGCGGCUGAAGGCCCUAUGGUUGUCAGAAAACCAGGCGCAGCCGCUCCUCWCCUUCCAGACGGAUCAGGAUCCUGAAACGGGUGAGAAGGUGCUCACCUGCGUUCUGCUGCCUCAACAGCCCUGCGAAUCGGACUUGAAAGGCUCUGACAAUCUCGCCCGCUUUGGAGCCCUGGAGAGUUUGGUGAACGGCAUGGCAGAUGACACAUGGGACAACAAAGCCAUGAACAGAACCAGUGCCAUCCACUUCCUAGACGAUGAUGAGGAUGAGGACGAUGAUGCAAAGGGAACAUUCCUCCGACGGGCCACCCCUCACCCAGGCGAGCUGAAAACCAUGAAGAAAGCAGUAGAGAACCUUCGCAAUGACCUGAUUGCAGCCAAAGCUCUGGACUCCAAUAAAAACGAGGUCAAUAAUGCUGCAGAGAGAGUGACGACGUCUGUGUGACCUUUACCUCAGAAAUCUAUUUUUUUUUGCCUACUGUGUCUCACCGAAUUUUCCUGCACAACCCUGCAACCCUUUGUUUUGUUUUUGUUUUUUUAAAUAUUUUUUACCCAUCGUGUGAUGAAACCGUGGAACGCCUCUAACCUUACUCUGUCUCCAGUCCUGUGGAAAACUCAGUCUAUCAGGGCCACAGUGCCUUCCUCUUUCAAGUCUACAGCAAUAAUAUGCACAAAACGCUCAUUUAAAUAUUUGAUAUGUUACUUUUUUAAAGCAGUUCUUAAAAAAUAUUUAGGUAGUUGCACUAUAAACCAUUUUAAAUGUAUUAUAUUUUACCUUAUCUUUUAAAAGAAAAAGAAAAACACUGGGUGAAUACUUCUUUUUAGAAUUUGGGCAAAGAAAAGCAGGAGUUUUUGGACCUACUGAUCUUCAGAUUAUUGUAAAUCUUUUGUGAAUAUUGAUACUUUUAUACUUUUUGGCAGCUCAGAUGUAAAUAAAAUGUAUACAAGUUUCUUUUUAAUCUCUUGCAGAAUUUUGAACCGUUUUCUUUCUUCCUUCACUUUCAGUUUUUAAUCAAAACUGAACAAAACGGUCACUAAUGUCUUAUUUAAUCUGUUAGUGGGGGAGCUCAUUUGUCAAACAGUCAUAUUUUUGGAUGUAGAUUUAACGAGAGGAAUAAAAAUCUGGAUUUAAGUCUUGCACAUUAGGCUCAAAUSACCUAACUGUAAUGUUAUACAGAAGUAAGAAACCUGUCUUAUUUAUAUGUGCCACGCUUCCUUGCUUUACGUUAUUUUACGAAUAGAUGCCAAACCAGCUGUAAUUAUAUUUUCAAAGCUUUCUUCUUUUUUUAACAGAGUAUUAUGUAAUCAUCUGAGCUUUGGGGAGAUUGAGGUUUGUUUAAAAGUACAGUUGUUCCUUUCAGAUGCACUUCUUAUCACUGCUCAAAUUUUAUUCUUUUACAUGGUACUUGAGAAACUGUAUUUUGUUUUUAAAGUGACUGCAACAAGCGAACCAGAGAAUUGGGUUCAAAUGUUGUUGUUGUAUUUUUAUUUUUAUUUUUUGUCUCUUAAUUAUUUUCUGAUUACAAAAAAAGCUGCACAAGAACAGGUCUCAAACUGAUUCUGGGCUUUGAGAUUUGACGACCUUUUAACCACUGAUCAAUAAAGAUGGGUGCAACACCAAA
Molecule: messenger RNA, 3296 nt
Organism: Austrofundulus limnaeus
Lineage: Eukaryota; Metazoa; Chordata; Actinopteri; Cyprinodontiformes; Rivulidae
Product: leucine-rich repeat-containing protein 1
Exons: 14
Coding region: 539-2119 (526 amino acids)
Biological process (GO): neurotransmitter receptor transport, endosome to postsynaptic membrane; neurotransmitter receptor transport postsynaptic membrane to endosome; receptor clustering
Cellular component (GO): adherens junction; postsynaptic membrane; basolateral plasma membrane
Molecular function (GO): protein kinase binding
Source: RefSeq, a predicted model, not a curated record